This is a messenger RNA of Aethina tumida (small hive beetle), 1011 nucleotides long. Its product is annotated as alcohol dehydrogenase. Gene Ontology annotation, molecular function: oxidoreductase activity, acting on the CH-OH group of donors, NAD or NADP as acceptor. The transcript is spliced from 5 exons. Bases 59 to 952 code for a protein of 297 amino acids. Gene Ontology annotation, cellular component: cytoplasm. NCBI's taxonomy places the organism in Eukaryota, Metazoa, Arthropoda, Insecta, Coleoptera, Nitidulidae. The record is from RefSeq and is a predicted model, not a curated record.
ACGACGUCUAUUGACAACUAUUUAAAUAAGUAGAAAUUGAGUGAGCUUCACAUAAUAAAUGUCUUAUUUACAAGCAUUAACAAGACCACGUUGGAAUAUGUUUCAUAAAAUCAAAUAUAUACAACAUCUUCCACAAAUAAGAAACUAUACUGCGAAGAAAUCGUUAUUAGAACUAAAGGAUAAAGUUGCUAUAAUAACUGGAGGCAUGGGAGCUAUAGGAGAAGCAAUAACUAGAGAACUAUUGAAUAAAAAAGUUAGACGCGUAUUUUUAAUAGACAUUUCUAACGACUUGGGGAUGAUAGAAGCUCUGAAUUGUGAGUUUGGUGGCUCAGAUGCAGUGUCUUUGCUUAAGGCAGAUGUAACAAAUCGGCUUGAAAUGGAAGAUGCAUUUAAGAAGAUAAUCACAGAUGUGGACAAGUUUGAUAUUAUAGUUAAUGCUGCAGGUAUUUAUAAUGGGAGACAUUGGGAGAAAGAAAUGCAGACCAAUUUGCUUUCGACAAUAGGCAACAACAUAUUGGCCCAAAGAUAUAUUGGCAAAAAUGGUUGUAUAAUUAACCUCUGUGGAAUUCAGGGCGUUGACCCAUUAUCAGCCUCCCCUACAUUAUCAGCAGAAUAUUCGGGAGUAGUGACAUUAUCCAGAAGUAUUGGUCACCAGAAGAAUUUUCAACGUAAUUCAGUACGAAUUGUUGCUCUGUGUACAGGAAUUACCCAAAGAGGUAACUUUAAUGCUGGAGCAACUGAAAGGCAGUUAAAUCCUGAUAUGGGCGAAGAUCUCGCCAAAUAUUUUGACCAUUGCAUUCGACAGAAAAAUGAACAUUGCGGUUGUGCUGUUUGUCACGUCAUUCAACAUGGUGAACCUGGUUCUGUAUGGGUUGUGGAUGGUGGAAUACUCUAUUCAAUGCAUUAUCCUUCUUGGCGGAAGUACUCCCGUUUAGAAUAUAGUCAUUAUUAAUUAAUAGUUUAAAUUUUAUAUUAUAAAUAGAUAAUUAAAUAAUGUCCUCAGAUUUUUCA